AUGACAAGCCCAACAGUAAGGAAGGAAGGGAAACAAAGUGAUGACAUGAUUAGCCAACUCCCAAAUGAGAUCCUGCACUGCAUCCUCUCUUCCCUGUCAUUCGACGAGGCUGUGAGAACCAGCAUCCUAGCCAAGAGUUGGAUCCCCUUGUGGAGGCAUGCCUCAUGCCUUGACUUUGAUGGGACUUGUAUGAUUAGGCCGUUAUCCAUGCUCCAGAAUCCACACUACAACUUUUUCACACCCAAAGCUGCUCGUGAGUAUGGUAAAAUUGUGAAGGACAUCAUUUUGAACCGUCACCUCAACGGUGACUUGACCAUGUGUCUUUUCAGGCACUACCCUAAGAGCCUCGUCUCUAAAGAGUUGGAAGCUUUGGUUCGGCUCGUGGUGGAGGUAUACAAAAACUUGGGCUCUCUUACCCUAGAUUGUUGUUGUCACCCGAAAGCUUUAGUUCAACCUUUUGAAUAUGUGAAGCUUUAUUUAACGCCUGGGAUCUUUUAA
Molecule: messenger RNA, 498 nt
Organism: Lotus japonicus
Lineage: Eukaryota; Viridiplantae; Streptophyta; Magnoliopsida; Fabales; Fabaceae
Product: putative F-box protein At1g67390
Exons: 1
Coding region: 1-498 (165 amino acids)
Molecular function (GO): protein binding
Source: RefSeq, a predicted model, not a curated record